AGUUGGUCACGGAAACUCUGAGGCCUGUGUAAACUUAAUAAAGGGUCCUAAGUCAGACCCUUUGAAUAGUUGUCUCUUGUACUUUUUGCCUCUGUUCCUCUCAGCCUGAUUCUUCUUCCUCGGGGUCUUCCCGUGCCCAGCUCAGGACUCCCCAAAGCACCCGGGACCAAUCCUUUCUGCCCCUGGAACUUCAGGUGACCUCCGCAAGGUAUUUAAAGGAAAAAAUUACCAAGCUCGGUCAUCUUUUCUGAUUUCCUGCCUCGCCAGCCUUGUAGGCCUGCUGACCACAUCCUCUCUCACCUUAUUUAUACACUUCCUCAUCAGACACGUCACAGGAGUUCUCAGCCCCCAAACCUGUGCAGAUCUCUCCCAUUCGGGGCUUCUGUCUACCCCCUGCCUUUUCUCUCCAAGGGUCCUGUCCUCGCUCACCCCAACACACACACACACACUCUUGGAGCCAUGUCCCUGGGCAUGGAGGCACCCGCUCCUAGUUCCUUCUGGAACGUCAUCACCCGUUUCUCCCACAGGUGACAGUGGUGGCCACGAUGCUCUCGGGCCGGUGGUGGCCGAGUAUUUGGGGUAACCUAGGACUGAGCCUACAGAGCCCUUCCCAGGGCCCCCAGCUCUGUGUCCUCUAUCCCUUCACGUACACCGGGGCGGAUGGCCGCCAGGUGUCUCUGGCUGAAGGUGACAGGUUCCGACUGCUCCGAAAGACCAACUCAGACUGGUGGUUGGCCAGGCGCCUGGGAGCGCCCCCCAGCUCCCGGCCCGUCUUUGUUCCAGCUGCCUACAUGACGGAGGAAUCACUCUCCUGCCGGGGACCAGCCGAGGCUACCCACAAUGCAUCCCGGACGAAGCUGUUUCAUGGCUCCCUGGAGGAGGGGCUCUACCUGUGUCAGGAACCCCGGGUCACGUCCGAGCAGCCGCUCCCCUGUCCCCACAAAAUGUGCAGAAGCGUCAGCAUGGCCAGUCUGAAGCCCUGCUUCCUGAAAGCCCUCAAGGAAGGGCCCAGAGAAAGAUCUCUCUCCCAGGAAGGCUCGGUGACAGAGGCCAGGGCCCAUAUGAAACCUGGCUCCAUGGAACAGACAGAGGCUCUGAUUAGGGACGUUGGUGCCCUACAACCUCAGGAAUGGCUUGAUCCACAGGGUUUACCAAGCCUCAGCCGAAGCGGCCCCUGGGGAGACCUCUCAGACCAGCCGACAGCCUUGCAGUCCUGCCCCGGUCUGCCACACCUGGAUGACCCCCAUGAGGAAAAGUCAGGCCUGAUCAACAUGACCAAGAUUGCUCAAGGAGGGCGUAAACUCAGGAAGAAUUGGGGCCCCGCUUGGGUGGUGCUAACCGGCAACAGCCUUGUGUUCUACCGAGAGCGGCCGCCGCAGUCUGCGCCCUCCCAAGGCUGGGCGCCUGCUGGAAGCCGGCCGGAGAGUAGCGUGGACCUGCGCGGGGCGGCCCUGGCUAACGGGCGCCACCUGUCCAGCCGCCGCAACGUCCUGCACAUCCGGACGGUCCCGGGCCAUGAGUUCCUGCUGCAGUCGGACGAGGAGCCCGAGCUGCGAGCCUGGCACCGCGCGCUGCGAGCCGUCAUCGAGCGGCUGGAUCGAGAGAACCCCCUGGAGCUGCGUCUGUCGGGCUCGGGACCCGCCGAGCUGGCGGAGCUGAGCGCCGGUGAGGAUGACGAGCUGGAGUCAGAGCCGGUGUCCAAGCCGCUGAUCCGGCUCAGCAGCCGAAGGAUUUCCAGUCGGUGUGCCGAGGGCACCGAGCAGAAGAACCGCGUGCGGAACAAGUUGAAGCGGCUGAUCGCCAAGAGACCGACCUUGCAGAGCCUCCAGGAGCGGGGCCUGUUCCGGGACCAAGUGUUUGGUUGCCAGCUGGAGUCGCUGUGCCAAAGGGAAGGGGACACCGUGCCCAGCUUUGUGCGGCUUUGUGUUGAGGCUGUGGAUAAAAAAGGUCUGGAUGUGGACGGCAUCUACCGGGUGAGUGGGAACCUGGCGGUGGUCCAGAAACUUCGCUUCCUGGUAGACAGAGAACGGGCAGUGACCUCUGAUGGGAGAUACAUGUUCCCAGAGCAGCCAGGACAAGAAGGCAAAUUAGAUCUGGACAGCGCCGAAUGGGAUGACAUCCACGUGGUCACCGGGGCCCUGAAGCUCUUCUUCCGGGAGCUGCCGCAGCCUCUGGUGCCCCCGCCGCUGCUGCCCCACUUCCGUGGCACCCUGGAACUGUCUGAGCCAGAGCAGUGUCUCGCUGAAAUAAAGAAGUUACUGGAGUUGUUUCCGAAGCCCAACCACGACACACUGCAGUACGUCCUGGAGCAUCUGUGCAGGGUGAUUGCACACGCGGACAAGAACCGAAUGACUGCCCACAACCUGGGAAUUGUGUUUGGACCGACGCUGUUCCGACCGGAGCAGGAGACUUCUGACAUGACAGCCCACGUAUUCUACCCCGGGCAGCUCAUCCAGCUGAUGCUCGACAACUUUGCUAGCCUCUUCACCUGACUAGGGCGAGAAAAAGGAGGACGUCUCCUGCCAUUUGUCAGUUUUCUGAGAGGGACGGCAGGUCUUCUUUGGAAGACAUCCCGUCAACUCUCUCCCGGAGGACCCUCUUCCCCGUCCUGAGUCUCACUUGAGCUGUUAGAUGUGGGAGUUUUCGGAAGAGGAAGGUGUACGAGCCCACUUCCACUCUCCCCAAGUUGACGGGUCAGGCACUUAUUCUCAGCAUUCCUUUAUUUUCAGGAAACUGUCAUUAUUAAAGUUUUUGUUUUUUUUUUUUCU
Molecule: messenger RNA, 2768 nt
Organism: Peromyscus maniculatus bairdii (prairie deer mouse)
Lineage: Eukaryota; Metazoa; Chordata; Mammalia; Rodentia; Cricetidae
Source: RefSeq, a predicted model, not a curated record